GCAUUCACGUCGCGCAGUCGCUUUCCGCAGACUGGUCCAAAUCUUCUUCUCCCACCAUCGUAGAUCCGCAAAUUUGAAUAUUUUUGUCGCGCAACUUGGAUCACGUCGACGAGAAACGGGACCACCUUCUGUCGAAGCGUUUUUAUAUUCAUCCGCUAGUUCUUCGUGUAAGAAAAUCCGGCGUGCAUCCGAAGAUCGCGAACGAUCUCGGACACGGUUCGUCGACGAGACGACGAAGGAAUUCGACGAGAAUUCUAUUUCGUGUUUUUCGAAAUAAUCGUGCAACACGGCGCUUGCUCACCGCGGGUGCAUCGGUAGCGUCGGCUACAAGUAGUUCGAGUUCUAGCCAAUUCGUCACGCGGACACCGGCGAAUGGAGGUUAGGUUAGGUUAACUUCUGCAAAUUCAGUGUUCAAUUUGCAGCUGUCGAAUAACGAUGGAGAAUCAGAAUGCACCACCUAUCAAAAGCAAUAAUCCCGCUCCUACAGUGGAGCAAAUUAACGCCGACAGGAUCACCCAGCUUGCAAAUAAAUACUGGGCGCCACAUACCACAAGUAAGCAUCUUCCAUUCGACCCCCAUGUGGUGGAUGACAUUUAUGUACAGGAGAUAUGUGCCUCCAAGUUCUCUGUCCGGAGAAUUAUGAUGUUGGAGUUUAGCCAGUACUUGGAAAACUUUCUCUGGCCGAAUUAUAAUGCGGAGGACGCCACGCGGGCGCACACCAUGUCCAUUGUAGUCAUGGUGAAUGAGAAGUUCAGGGAGCGAGUGCAGGUCUGGGAGGCAUUUGAAAAGAAUCCAACACAGUUUGCAGGAUUCUUUCAAAAGGUUCUCGAGGCAUGCCUAGAUGACUGUAUAAUGGACUUCAAUCUGAAGGAGCAGACGGCGUUGAUAGUAUUCUUGAAUCAUUGCUUCAACUCCAUGGAGGUGUCUUUGGUUCGAGAGGAAGCCAAGAGACUGGUGUCCCUGUCUAUGUGGAUCUCUCUGCAGCAAGGCAGGCGGGAGCUCGAAUUUCGAAAGUAUCCGAAAUGGAGGAAGUAUUGGAAAAUUAUAAGAAAGAAGGACGAUCCCGAGCGUAAGGAGAAACUCGAGUGGGAACGUAGAUUCUUGCACAAGCUCAUGAUAAAAUUUAUGAAAAUAUUGGAAACAGUUCCUGCAGAAGGAGUUGUACUUCCUGACAAAAUACGUUACUGCGAGAGAUUUCUAGAGCUGGUCAUUGACCUCGAGGCCUUACUUCCUACUAGACGUUUCUUCAAUACCGUCAUGGAUGACAAUCAUCUGGUGGUGCGUUGUCAGUUAUCUAAUUUACUGCAUCGUCCAGAGGGGAGUUUGUUUGGACAGCUCCUGGAAAUGCUCAAGUUCUACGCCCGAUUCGAGAUCAGCGAGGAGACCGGCAAUCCCUUAACAGAUCACGAUAUGACGGAGUUGCAUUACACUAAAAUUACGUCUCUUCAGAAUGCGGUUUUUGCGAAAUUCCCGGAUCUGAGAAGCUUCGCGUUGGCCAACGUAGCUAGUGUUGACGUCAGGGAUGCUCUGUAUAAACAUUUUGGCUCGCUCAGUCAAGAAAAAUUGAGAUCUAUUGCGAGUUACUUAAAUUUAGUACCGCCCAUGGAGCGAGAAAAGGACGAAAACUGGUAUCGCUUGGACAUAGACUUUUUGCGCGAAUUGCUGAUAUCGCGACACGAGCGUAGGCCGUCGCAGCUUGAAGAGUUAAAUGAGAUGCCCCUUUAUCCGACCGAAAACAUUAUCUGGAACGAGAGCAUCGUCCCGACCGAAUAUUUUUCUGGCGAGGGCUGUCUGGCUCUGCCAAAGUUGAAUCUGCAGUUUCUCACGUUACAUGAUUACUUGCUACGGAACUUCAAUCUAUUCCGCUUGGAAUCUACAUAUGAGAUACGACAAGACAUCGAGGAUGCCGUGAGCAGACUGAGUCCUUGGCGAGCGGAGGACGGCGGUGUCUACUUCGGCGGAUGGGCCAGAAUGGCUCAACCUAUCACGCAAUUCGCGGUGGUCGAAGUGGCUAAGCCUAACGUCGGCGAGAACAGGCCGUCGAGAGUCCGUGCCGACGUAACGAUAAAUCUUAGCGUGCGUAAGGAGAUAAAAUCCGAAUGGGAGAACCUUCGAAAACACGACGUGUGCUUUCUCAUCACAGUUAAGCCGCCGAAUCCUAUCGGCACAAAAUACAGUCACAAGCUCCCCUUCGUACCACAAGUGGGUUUAACGACAGUGCGAGGGUGCGAAGUUGAGGGUAUGCUCGAUUCGAACGGCAGAGUGAUAGAGGAUGGCCCUGAACCGAGGCCGAUUCUGCCGGGCGAUUCACGUACCUAUAGAGUGUGGCUGGACUGUAAUCAAUAUCGAAUCGAUAUGGACAACGCCAGCCACGGCGGCGAUGAUGUAUACGAAGGAUUUAAUAUUAUAAUGAGGCGUAAACCUAAAGAGAACAACUUCAAAGCUGUGUUAGAGACUAUAAGGGAGCUUAUGAAUACUGAAUGCGUCGUACCCGACUGGUUGCACGAUAUAAUCCUCGGAUACGGUGAUCCGGGUGCAGCCUGCUAUUCUAGAAUGCCAGAUGAAAUCGCGGUGAUAGAUUUCAACGAUACAUUCCUCGAUAUCGACCAUCUGCGAGCCAGUUUUCCUCAGUAUGAGAUCAAAACGAACCCGGAGGAUAAAGAUAACCUGGUGCGACCAUUCCAGCUAACUUUUGAGGAUGUUCUUGCGAAGCAUAACAAUGAGUCGUCCAAGAAAAUUAUUACAGUUAAACCACAUGUGCCGCCAAGUAGAGGACCAUACAGAGCGAACGAACCGAAAAAGAAUCAGAUUCCCUUCACGCCGACGCAGGUCGAAGCUAUACGAGCUGGAAUGCAGCCAGGUCUGACACUGGUCGUUGGCCCGCCCGGUACCGGCAAAACAGACGUCGCCGUGCAGAUCAUCUCGAAUUUGUAUCACAAUUUUCCUAAUCAAAGAACGCUGAUUGUGACGCAUUCUAAUCAAGCGCUCAAUCAACUAUUCGAGAAGAUAAUGGCCCUCGAUAUCGACGAACGGCAUCUGCUACGUCUCGGUCACGGAGAAGAGGCUCUAGAAACAGAAAAGGACUUCAGUCGUUACGGCAGAGUCAAUUACGUUCUCGCCAAGCGUUUGGAUUUGCUCCUUGAAGUUCAAAGAUUACAGGAAUCACUGAACGUAAAGGGCGACGUCGCGUACACAUGUGAAACGGCGGGUUACUUUUUCAUGUAUCAGGUGUCCACAAGAUGGGACCGCUUCCAAGCCAAAGUCAAGCAGAGGCAGCACACAAGUGAGAAGUCCGAGUUAUCCUCCAUAAUCGACGAAGAGUUUCCCUUCCACAAGUUCUUUGACAACGCUCCGCAGCCGCUUUUCAAGCGGAAUUCAUACGAAGAAGACCUCAAAAUUGCCUGCAGUUGCUUUAGGUACAUUGAAAGGAUAUUUGCACAGUUGGAGGAGUUUCGUGCUUUUGAAUUACUGCGAUCAGGUCUCGACAGAUCGAAAUACUUGCUCGUGAAAGAGGCCAAAGUGAUUGCUAUGACCUGUACGCACGCGGCGCUCAAACGUCGCGAACUUGUCGACAUGGGUUUCAAAUACGAUAAUAUUCUCAUGGAAGAAUCGGCACAGAUCCUGGAGAUAGAAACUUUCAUACCGUUACUGCUACAGAAUCCCCAGGAUGGAUAUAAUCGUCUAAAACGUUGGAUAAUGAUAGGAGACCAUCAUCAGCUGCCGCCGGUCAUCAAGAACAUGGCCUUCCAGAAAUACUCGAAUAUGGAGCAAUCGCUGUUCGCGAGAUUCGUGAGACUGGGCGUACCCACGGUCGAUCUCGAUGGCCAAGGUCGCGCCAGACCUAGCAUUUGCAAUCUUUACAAUUGGCGAUAUAAAAAACUGGGCAAUCUUGCGCAUGUGGAGCGCAGUCCAGAGUAUCUGAUCGCAAAUGCUGGCUUCCUGUACGAUUUCCAACUAGUGAACGUUGAGGAUUUCAACGGCGUCGGCGAGAGCGAGCCUAGCGCCUACUUCUAUCAGAAUCUCGCCGAAGCCGAAUACUGCGUCGCGGUGUUCAUGUACAUGCGUCUGUUGGGAUAUCCGGCAGACAAGAUCAGUAUUUUGACCACGUAUAACGGUCAGAAACAUCUGAUAAGAGAUGUGAUCAACAUCCGAUGCGCAACCAAUCCUCUGAUAGGCCGGCCAAAUAAAGUGACAACUGUCGAUAAGUAUCAGGGUCAGCAAAACGACUACAUUCUUCUGUCUCUGGUGAAGACGCGUGCAGUUGGUCAUCUGAGAGACGCGAGACGUCUAGUGGUGGCGAUGUCGCGUGCCCGCCUUGGUCUCUAUGUCUUCGCUCGUGUGUCUCUAUUUAAAAAUUGUUUCGAACUGACACCAGCGUUCGAUCAUUUAAUGCAGAGACCUUUAAAGCUGCAACUGUUACCACAGGAACUGUAUCCAACUGAACGACCGAACGACGCCAUACCCUCGACAGUUCCGAUGGAAAUCGAAGAUAUGCCGCACAUGGCUAAAUUUGUUUACGAUUAUUACAUGGAGAAGGUCAGCGGAAUGAAGGGAUCACAAAAGAUGUGGCAGAAGCCGGGAACUAUGCAGACAGUGGGCAGUCCAACGCAUAAGGUUUCCGCUCAUCCGGGUGCUGACGACGAUACCGACGAUGAAGAGGAGCUCGAUCAAGAGAACACUGAAAUGAAAGAAUCCAAAGAAGAAAUAGCGCAAGACAAAUAUGAGCCUAUAAAGAAUUUGAUCGAAGAUCCUCCAAGCGAGGCUGAGGACGACGGCUAAGUGAAUCACUCGGACGUAUGCGCAAGAGUAAUGCCAUUAGGAAAUGUAUUGGCAUGUUGGAAAUAGAAUAAUUAAUUUUGUAGUAUGGAAAUGGAAAACUAUUUGCUCCUUUUCUGAAACAUCAUUGUAUACAUCGCAAACGACAUUUAUUAACAAUCGAGCCAUCAAUACCGUUGUAUUUAGGAAGAAUAAGUAUUUUAUUAUAGACAUCGCUAUACAAUAAUUUAUAAUAUAGUCUUAUAUAUCGUAUUAAGAUAAAUUAUACUUUUUACAGA
Molecule: messenger RNA, 5054 nt
Organism: Solenopsis invicta (red fire ant)
Lineage: Eukaryota; Metazoa; Arthropoda; Insecta; Hymenoptera; Formicidae
Product: RNA helicase aquarius
Exons: 15
Coding region: 436-4779 (1447 amino acids)
Biological process (GO): mRNA splicing, via spliceosome
Cellular component (GO): catalytic step 2 spliceosome
Molecular function (GO): mRNA binding; helicase activity
Source: RefSeq, a predicted model, not a curated record